CUAGGUCUACUUUCUCUUUCUCUCUUUUACGCAUACUCCAUGGAUUCUCUUUACAACACAUACGUAAAGCUUCUCAUUUUCGACCUCCUUUCUCUAUCUCCAACCUCCUCUACCUCAACCGCCUUCUCCCGCAAGGGCAAACUUCUCUCCCGCGCCGAAACCCUAGGAAUCGUCACGACUCGAGAGAUCAAAUCCGGCAAAUUCAUCAAAUUUACCGUCGACGACGGCACCGGCUGUGUUACCUGUGUCCUCUGGCUGAACCAUCUAAGCUCCCCUUACUUCUCUCGUCGAAGUCCGUCGGAUGUUCAAAUCCUGGCCGAUAUCGCCGCUCGGUUUUCUUCACAGAUUCAACUCGGGGAGGUCGCGAGGGUGCGAGGGAGGAUCACUUCGUACAAAGGUAUGAUCCAAAUUACAGUUUCGGAUGUUUUGAUUGAGAAAGAUCCGAAUAUUGAGAUACUUCAUUGGCUUGAUUGUAUUAAGUUGGCUCGUAAGUGUUACGAUGUUGUUUGAUCUUCUUCUUCUUUGACCUAGACUAGAUAGUGUAUUUAUUGCUCUUCUGAGAUUAUUAAUGUCUAACAUUUCUCUUCUUCCAUUGUCGCGGCUUUGAUUCAUUGGUU
Molecule: messenger RNA, 617 nt
Organism: Impatiens glandulifera
Lineage: Eukaryota; Viridiplantae; Streptophyta; Magnoliopsida; Ericales; Balsaminaceae
Product: CST complex subunit STN1-like
Exons: 1
Coding region: 40-510 (156 amino acids)
Biological process (GO): DNA replication; double-strand break repair via homologous recombination; nucleotide-excision repair
Cellular component (GO): DNA replication factor A complex; chromosome, telomeric region; site of double-strand break
Molecular function (GO): nucleic acid binding
Source: RefSeq, a predicted model, not a curated record